This is a messenger RNA of Olea europaea var. sylvestris, 741 nucleotides long. Its product is annotated as elongation factor P-like. Gene Ontology annotation, cellular component: cytoplasm. The transcript is spliced from 4 exons. Gene Ontology annotation, molecular function: translation elongation factor activity. The record is from RefSeq and is a predicted model, not a curated record. Gene Ontology annotation, biological process: peptide biosynthetic process. NCBI's taxonomy places the organism in Eukaryota, Viridiplantae, Streptophyta, Magnoliopsida, Lamiales, Oleaceae. The coding region runs from base 424 to 657 and encodes 77 amino acids.
UACAUUCAAAGAAACCAAACAAUACUUACAAAGAUGGUUCCCAGUACGCCUUUAUGGACUUGGUAUGCUAUUUUCUGUCUUAAUUUUUAUAUGAUGGCGUCAAUUGUAGGCACACUUUUCAGGUAAAUUUAAUCCACUUUGAGAAUAUUAAGGUUACUGUCAAAGCAUUAUCAACACACAGAAUAGAGAAAAAAAGUGGUGAAAAAGCUCACUCAUAUGCUAAGCUACACCUCUGCCCUAUUAACAUUUUCAAAUUCUCUUGAUAUUAUUAGCCUGCAGAGAGCAAGAUGGUAGAUUCCACUGCCAGAUAAUUUCAUGCUGUUCAAUUGUUGGAAGGAGUAAAACACCAUUGAAAGUUCAUUUGAAGAAUUCCGUCUCAACGAGAAGGAUGUUGGGGACAAAUCGAAGUGGCUGAAAGAAGACAUGGACUGCAAUUUGCUAUUCUGGAAGGGAAAAGUUGUUGAUUUUGAACUCCCUAUAACUGUAAAGUUGACUGUAGUUGAAGUUGAUCUAGGUGUAAAAGGCGACACAGCACAAGGUGGAUCUAAGCCAGCAACUGUUGAUACGGGUGCUGUGGUGACUGUCCCAUUAUUCAUAAAAAGAAGCCAAGAAAUAAUGGUGGAUACUAGAACCGGGCAAUACAUGAGUCGGGCAUAGACUAUUUAGAUGUAUAUUAUUUUUGUACUGAGUAGAAGAUUUUGCCAUCUUUAACUAUUUUGGACAUCCAAAGACCCUUUUUCC